UGUGUGGUAUCUAAAGUGAGACUAAAGCAUCUGGAGCUUCAGGCAAUCUUCUGUUUGUCUUCAGGCGUCUCUCUUUGGUGUGUCUUCUGUCCAUGUUCGUUCUGUCUUUAAUUAAUCUUCUGUCACUUCUCGGGCCAUUUUAGACAAUCUUCUGUCUGUUUUUGGUCCCUCUUUGAUUUGUCUUCCGUCUGUUUACUGUCUGUCUUCUGACAGUACCGUCAUCCCUCCUCACACACAAGGGUGGGCGGCCAUGACUUUGUCUCUUGUUUGACCGGUUGCCCUUCUUCUGAGCCAUUUUGUUAUGCAGUGGUUGGUACCUACCAUAAACACCCCACAACACUUUCAGUUUUGGAGACUCCCUAACUAGGACCUUCCAAUCAGACUUGGGUGAAAAUCGCUCAGAUCCUUGAACCUGCCCGUUUUGGACCGCUCACUUGGGAAACUAUAUCCCACCCGUGCCAUCGUAACACGUUAGUCCGUGCUAUUCGCGGACAAUCUUGGCGGUUUCAACAUCCAAAGUAGGCCAUCGGUCCACUUUGGACGUGUCUCAAACCACACUCGUUGGAGGGGGGCAUGCUGUGUGGUUUACAACUAAGAUAAUUCUUAUUCAGGAAGCCAUAUCAUUACUGUAUGUGUGUAUGUAUGUGUGUGUAUGUGUGUGUGUGUGUAUCACACUUUAUGGUGGCUUAAAUGUCAAUGAAGAAACACUACAGCAAUAAAUGUUAAACACACACACUUUAUUAUCAGUCCAUAUAUAUGCAACGUACAUGCACACCUGGACCUGCCCCGGUCCCCUUGGUAACCAGUAGUAGCCUCUGCUUCUGUGAAUAGAGAAUAUUGAAUUUCGUUUGGGACACGUCCAUAAUGUGGUGAUUCGGGACACGUCCAUGGUGGACUUGCAGUGUGUACGUGUCCCGCUAUAUAUAUUAAAUAAUGUGAGACACCCUACACUACAAACGAUUGAGGGCACGUCCAGACAAGCCUGCAUUUUAAAAAAUGAUGAAGAAAGCAUCACGAGAGGGUUAAUAUUUGGAACGUUGCAUUUAAAAAGGCAUUGUUCCUGAAAGAACAGGACGUUACCAUUGAGACGAGGCCAAACCAGUUCCGUGGUGCAUUCCCCCUCGGAUUAAUUUGCAACCCUGCCUCUGUAUAAACACAAACUGGCCUCACAAUAGAAGAUGAAGGUCCUGUCAUACAAGGAAGUGUAGCUGAGUGGUAAUUUUCUUUCAGAGCUCAAAGUCCAGGCAGGAUAAAUUCCUGGAUAGACCACACACUAUCACAUAGUUAUUCUUCCCCACCAAAUACUACGGUCAGACAGAUGAGUGUUUAAAGGUUUGGUUGGUGGAUCUAUCGCACUUCUGAUGGAGCUAAGAGAAUUCAACCGAGAAGGUCCUAACAGCGGCUACGGCUCACUAAGGUUACGCAAAGGUCCCUUGAACAAAGGUAUUGAGGGCACAGUGCAGUUUGACUGGAACUCACGUCCCAAUGAGGACGAGGGCGAGGAUGAAAAUGCAGACAAAAUGCAAAAGCUCAGAGAACUGCCGCUCCACAUGGGGCUGAAGAAAGCUAUACGGCAGGUGCAGCAGAUGCAAAUUCCCGUUGUCUCUAGUUGGGGCUCCUGGCGUUUCCGUUCCUCCAAGACCUUUCAGCGUUUUCGCGAGGACCUGUGGAGCGUUUUAUAUUUCAUCGAGCUCUGGAGGAAGUCCAUGCACCAGAUCGGAGGACAUUUCGGAGGAGGCGUCCAAUCCUACUUCCUGUUCUUGCGAUUCCUGGUUAUUCUGAACUUCCUGUCCUUCAUGUUGAUGGCCGGGUUCGUUAUCAUCCCCAGCAUCGUUUUCCGCUCAAACAACUCGAGUGGUCAAUUACUCGUUCCCUCCCUCAACCUUUCAGGUGUGGAAGUGUGCCUGCUUUACGACGUUCAGCCUCAACCUCUGACCAUUUACUACACCUACUUCCUGGAUUUGCUCUCAGGAACUGGCUUCAUGGAGUACUCGUAUUUGUUCUAUGGGUUUUAUAACAACACAGAGGUCCUAAGCAAUGGGUUUUCUUACAACAUUCCAUUGGCUUACCUGCUCACCGCCGCUUUCUACUUCCUGUUUUGCUUGUUAUGCAUCGUGGUCCGGAUGGGUGGAGUGGUGCGGCUCGUCGUGGCGAUGGACGGCGGACGAUUAGGAGGGUACAGUGUGCUUGUUUUUACAGGGUGGGAUCACGGCCUUCAGGAUCCAGGAGCUGCCAAAGUUAAACACAACAACCUGCGCUAUUGCCUACAGGUGGAUCUGGAGGAGGAGAGGAUUAAGAAGAAAUCUGACUCGCUCACUCUGUCUCAAGUGUUCAUUCUUUAUUCCCUCCGAGUCCUCCUAAGCCUUAUUGCUUUGGCCAUGAUAGUCGGCGCCUUCUUCGCCAUCGGUUCCGCCACUCUGUACAGUCAGCAGUUUCCGCAGCAGGACGGCGUUGUGGGAUUGCUGCUGCAGUAUCUUCCCUCCAUCGUUAUAACCGCCAGCAAUUUUGUUGUUCCAUUCCUGUGUGACCAGAUCGCAAAACUGGAGAAAUAUUCACCUAGCGUCACUGUGAUCUUCGCUUUGCUACGGGCCGUGUUUCUCCGAUUUGUGAGUUUAGCUGUACUCUUGUCCACUCUGUGGGAACAGAUCACGUGUAAAGGAAACGCAGAGGAUCAAAAAUGUUCACCCUGCAGUUACAGUUACACAAAUUACCAGUGCUGGGAGACACGUGUUGGACAGGAAAUGUACAAACUGACGCUGUUUGACUUUCUCAUCACAAUCGCGGUGCUGAUACUGGUUGAGUUUCCUCGCAGGCUGAUGGUGGAUCACUGCUCGUGUAAGCUGUCUCAGUGGUUCGGGCGUCAGGAGUUUGUUGUUCCCUCAAACGUGUUAGCCCUCGUUUACAGUCAGACUGUAGUGUGGAGCGGCGCGUUGUUCUGCCCCAUACUGCCCCUCAUCAACACCAUCAAGUUCAUCAUCAUCUUCUACUGCAAAAAAGUCACUCUAUUCCAGAACUGUCGUCCGGCCGUGAGGACGUUCCGCUCCACCAGCUCCAACUUCUUUAUCUUCCUGGUUCUUGUGUUCGGCUGGGCGCUCUCUAGUGUGGUGCUCAUUUAUAGUGUUGCUAGUAUUCAUCCGUCCUAUGGAUGCGGGCCGUUUCGUUUCUUCUCCUCCAUGUGGGCUGUGGUUCCUGCUUCCUUUCAUUCUCUGUCCGUCACAACGCGGGAGUUUCUUCUGUACGUCGGCUCACAAGCUUUCUCCAUCCCGCUUUUCAUUUUAUCAUGUGUGGUGAUGUGUUACGUGGCUGCGUUGGCUUCAGUUUACGGGAAAACCGUUGACCUCCUGAAAAAACAACACAAACUGGAAGGACGAGACAAACAGUUCCUGAUCAAACAGAUCAAGGAUCUGAGUGCAAAAGUUUCCCGAAAUGAGCAUGUAACGAAACUCGGAGAAGCAGGAAAUGCCGCGCCCAGAUGGGAAGGAAAUUACAAUUCUGCGUUUGAGUUAAAUGAAGAAGACUUUAGAAACAGUGGAUAUUAUAAGAGAGACAUUUGACAUUCAGGUCAUUCUGUAGGAACCUUUUUUUUUUUUUUUUUUAAACUAUAAUUAUACAGUGACUGUGAGAGGGUUUGCUCUGUGCCUUUACCAUAUGCUGUAAUAUAAUGUAAAAAAGAUAUGUACAUAUCAAUAAAGUGUGUCUAUUGGUAUAUCUAUCUAUCUGUAAUUUGAAAAAAAUUAUAAUAAAAAAAAUGUACAGAUAAAUUAACAAA
Silurus meridionalis is the source of this 3769-nucleotide messenger RNA. It is a transcript of the gene tmc4, whose product is annotated as transmembrane channel-like 4. Gene Ontology annotation, cellular component: plasma membrane. Lineage: Eukaryota; Metazoa; Chordata; Actinopteri; Siluriformes; Siluridae. Bases 1362 to 3554 code for a protein of 730 amino acids. The transcript is spliced from 16 exons. The record is from RefSeq and is a predicted model, not a curated record. Gene Ontology annotation, molecular function: mechanosensitive monoatomic ion channel activity.